AUGGCUUUCAAGAAGAUUAUCAUCGUCGGCGCAGGCCCAUCCGGUCUCAUUCUCGGCCUCCUGCUCUCCAAACAAGGUGUGGAAGUCGAUCUCCUCGAUGCCGACACAAAGGUCAACGACCAGCCGCGCGCAGCACACUAUGCCUCCCCGGCUGCCUACGAGCUCGACCGCGCAGGUGUCCUCGACGAUGUGAAAUCCCGCGGCUUCACCUUUGGAACCAUGGCCUGGCGCAAGCCCGACACCACAUUCGUGGCUGGAACCACCACUGAGCAUCUUCCUGCAGACUACCCGCACCGCAUGGUGGUGCUGCCGCUCGACCUCCUCGGCCAGCUGCUGGUCGAGCACAUCCAGCGCCAACCCACGGCGCAUCUCAAAUGGUCUCAUCGCGUGCUGAAAGUCGGACAGGAUGCGGACCAGGCGUGGGUGGAUGUCGAGACUCCAACAGGCCAGCACCGCAUGCAGGCAGACUAUGUCAUCGGGUGCGACGGCGCAAGCAGUACCGUUCGCCGCGAGCUCUUCGGGCCCGAAUACCCAGGUGAAACACUCAACGCGCAAAUCAUCGCCACAAAUGUCUACUAUGACUUCACAAAAACCCUCCCCUCAGACUCAAACUUUAUAAUCCACCCGGACAAUCUCUACAUGGCGGCCCGGAUCACAAACGACGGGCUGUACCGGGUAACAUACAAGGAAAUACCCAACCUCAGCCGCGAGGAAUACGUCGCCCGCCAACCAAAGCGCUAUGAAGACAUUCUCCCCGGGCACCCAAAGCCAGGAGAGUACAAGAUCACCAAUAUCUCGCCUUAUAAACUGCAGCAGCGCUGUGCACCGUCGUUCCGUGUUGGGAGGGUUGUCCUCGCGGCUGAUGCGGCGCAUUUGUGUAAUCCUUUCGGCGGUCUCGGGCUAACAGGUGGAAUCGCCGACGUGGGCUGUCUCUACGACGCGCUAAUCGGGAUCCACAAAGGACUCGCGGACUCAAGCAUCCUCGACAAAUAUGCUGAGAUCCGCAGACAGAUCUGGGUUGACAUCAUUGACCCGAUGUCGCGGGAGAAUUUUGCGCGCCUGCACCAGGAUGCGGACACGGCGCGCGAGAACGAUCCGUUCUUUAAGAUCUGUAUACAGGCGGAAACGGAUAAGGAUCUGAGCAGGGAGCUUGCGUUGGGGUAUGAUAAGUUGAGGGUUGAUAUGUCGCAGUUUUAUACUCGGGGGUCUCAGAUUUAG
Aspergillus puulaauensis is the source of this 1218-nucleotide messenger RNA. Its product is annotated as FAD-dependent oxidoreductase. Gene Ontology annotation, molecular function: oxidoreductase activity; FAD binding. Gene Ontology annotation, biological process: ubiquinone biosynthetic process. Lineage: Eukaryota; Fungi; Ascomycota; Eurotiomycetes; Eurotiales; Aspergillaceae. The record is from RefSeq and is a predicted model, not a curated record. The transcript is spliced from 4 exons. Gene Ontology annotation, cellular component: mitochondrion. Bases 1 to 1218 code for a protein of 405 amino acids.